Molecule: messenger RNA, 6093 nt
Organism: Chara braunii
Lineage: Eukaryota; Viridiplantae; Streptophyta; Charophyceae; Charales; Characeae
Source: the annotation of a GenBank genome assembly
GAGAGAGAGAGAGAGAGAGAGAGAGAGAGAGAGAGAGAGAGAGAGAGAGAGAGAGAGAGAGAGAGAGAGAGAGAGAGAGAGAGAGAAAUGGAGGGGUUUCCUCAAAAUAUUUCCAGGGAGUUUUCGUUUGCUGGCAUCAAAGAAGCUGUUCCGAAUAACGGCUCCAAAGAGAGGUUGAAGGAAGCAUCAGCGAUGCCGCAAAUCAAAUCUCCACCAGAGAGAGAAAUCCCUCGUCCCAUGUCAGCCCCACCGCAGCAACGACAAUAUGCUAGUUCGGUUCUUCACAAUCUGAUGAGAGCUAAGCCUCAUGCAUCAGCAGAGAUGACGAAACCAUCAACGGCAGGCGUAAGUCCUGAUGGUGGUAAUGUCUCUGCAUCAGACUCUGCUGAUGAGGACAGACUACCUUGGGUCCAUAAGCGCCAAAUGCUCACAGACUUUGCCUUCACUAACACUGGCAAGAUCAUCAGCAGAAACCCUCAUCGUUUGACAGCCUAUAAUAGUCACAAACACGAUCUAUACUCCGAUUCCGUGCUCACUCGGUCCCAUCUUCCUCAGAACGGGCAAGAAACCGCAACCGCAACCGCAACCGCAACCGCAACCGCAACCGCAACCGCAACUGCAACUGCAACCGCAACCGCAACCGCAACCGCAACCAGAACCAGACGGUCCUUGUCUGAAACGGCUCUUGCCCUGGCUCGGUCCCGUCUUCCUGAGAACGGGCGGGACACCGCAACCGCAACCGCAACCGCAACCGCAACCAGAUGGUCCUUGUCUGAAACGGCUCUUGCCCUGGCUCGGUCCUGUCUUCCUGAGAACGGGCGGGACACCGCAAACGGAACUGGAACCGAAACUGGACGGUCCUCGUCUGAAACCCUUCUUGCCCCGGACAGACACCACAGGAGCGAGCUGCAGUCACAUAGCACUGGAAGACGGCCAAGCACAGACUCAAGCCAGCAACGAGGAGCAAGCGAAAUGGGGUUGAAUGAGGAGCAUUUCCCAAGGGUUGAUCGGUGGGACGCGCUGGAUGAUGAUGGCAUGGAAAAAGCUGCAUCUACGGGGAAGGGAAGGGGGCCACGCAUGAUGCAAGCUGGGGUUGAUGAACGGCUAUGGCAGUCAGAGUUGGACACAGCUGCCACUCUUGCAUCUGCUGCUGUCAAUGUCAGUCCCGACGAGAAUCAACGGCUGGGAUCACUCCAUAACCUAAACAGAGUGAAUUUGAGAGAUACCCCGUUGUUGGGUUCCACUGAUUCAAGAGUCCUCUACAGCCAUCCGAUUAUUGCAGGCGGGCCCCUUGUUAGACAGAUUUUGAGAAUGAAGAAGCUGGCUCCAGACUGGAUUGUACGCAUUGCUUGGCUGAGAGCAGAAGGUGAAGAGGGCACAACGUGGGGGGAAGCGAAGAAGAAGAAGAGGAGGAAGAAGUUCAAGAAAAUGGCCACUCUCGAAAGCUUGGAACUUAAUGACGAAGAGGCGAUGAGGUGGAGAGGUGGGGUCAGGAAAAGAAGACCCAGAUCGAAGAGUCUACUGCAGUUCGAGCGGGCCAUUGCGGGUGAUGAUCCUGGGAUCGAGUCCGGUGACGAAUCGCAGCCACGAACUCUGCUGGACGUGUUAUUGAAGAGGUGGUCUUCCUUUCAGCACAAGCAUGCUGAACUGGGUCAGACUCCGCAGAAUGAAGAAACGACUGAAAUGAAGGAGUAUUUCAGGAGAAAGGUACGGAAGCAAAAGGCAGAGGAAGAAAAGAGGGAGAAAGAGAUUGAGGAAAAGAGAAAGGAGGAGGAGGACAGGAAGGAAGCAGACAGAUUAAGAGAGGCGGAUGCGAGAGAAGCUCGUUUAGAAGCUAGACUGAUUCGGCUUCUCUCGCAGCAUUCGAGGACGCCCACUGGGUUUUCAGUUCCGGUGAAAAAGAAGUCUCCUACGACUAAAGCUCGAGUGUUGAAAGAGAUCACUAGCUACUUAGAGGAGUCCGAGGAUGAAAGUGAAGAGGUCAAGCAGGAGGCUGGAAGGCUGAUUGAUGCGAUUGAGAAAAGAAGAGGUAAGAAGAGGAAAGACAAAGGCGAUUUGGAGACAACUAAAGUAGUGAGGAGAGGAACGAAGCCUGUGCCUAUUUUGGUGGAGGAUCCUGCUGAUGAACUGAGUACCCCACCUGGUAACCGAGACGCGGGUAAUAUACUGGACUGUGCGCUGGAGCUACACCGGAAGUUUUCAGCAAAGAAGGUUCCCGAGCUCAGAACACUGUGCAAUUCGGAGGGGAUCGAAUGGACGAAGAGAGAGACUGCGAUCGGCGAGCUCGUGAAAUGUAGGAUGAGAACUGGGCAGAACCUGGUAUCGAGCGGCAGAAAGAUAUGGUUGGAUAAAUGGAAGAACGUGAAGAUGAAGCUAGGUGAGAGCGUGAUCAGGGUCGGAGGGUCAAUUGUGAAGAUCUCACAGGCAAGGGAGACUUUGGAGAAGGGUUGGACCUUUACAGUUAAGAGGGUCAAGGGGAUUACCUCUAGUGUCGAGCACAGGCGUUUCGUUCUACGCGAUCUCCUGAGAUUUCCAUGGAGAACCAAGAUCAUAUACAAGAGGAAGUCGCAUGAGUUACUCGCACUCUACAGGACGGCUGGUUUGUUCAGCCAGCUCAAGACCAGGAACAAUUUGAAGAACGUGAUUGCCAGGAUCGUCCGGAGGAAGUAUGAUGUAGAAAUUAGGAAGAAGCCGUAUGUAAAGUUGCCCUUUGCCUUGAACAUCAACAGCAGGCGUGUCCGUGAUUUGGCAGCAGCAUCUCUGCGCAGUGCACUUGCUGAUCACCAUUUGGCGGUCUUCGUCGCACAGCGUGUGCGGGUUGUCUUCAGGAAGAGGGCCACCGUUGGUUCGCUUCUUCACAACCAGUGGACAUGUGUCGAAGCUAGUCAGUGUGAAUGUACUUGCAUAAUGUAUGAUCUGCCGCGGAUGGGUGGCCACGUCAAAACACGAUUGGAUGAGGUAUCGUGUUUUCCUACUUUUUUCAAGAAUUCGAAGAACGUCACUGUCGGGCACGAACUAUCAGUCGAGAAUUUGCAGCAUUGCAUUUUGACUGCUCUGAAACCUUGGGUCGGGAGAUCACCCGUGAAGAUUGCACGUAUGGACAUGCUCAGAUGUCUGACAGGACAUACUACGAGAAGCCACCAAGCUAUGACCAGCCGCAACGCAUCUGCUUGGAUUGAGACGUUGGUUGGAUUGGUUAGAGUACCGAUUGAUCGCAAUCCUGGCGCGACUCUGCUAAUCUGCCCAGUCUUAUACCUCCACGCGUGCAUGAUGACGUUCAAUUGGAAUCAUAGCUUUGUCGAGAUAGAUGAGACGGAGGCAGUGCUUUUGGCAAGAAUGAAGACAGAUUACAAAAGGAUGGGAUUGGAAUCAAGCAAUGUGGGGGACGGGAGACGGUACCACUUCGAUUUGAAGUCUACCGACGUACUACGGGGGAGGCUGGAAGAGAUACGCAACGACUUGGGUAAGAAGGGGGGAGACGUGCUAGCAAGAAGCUACGACAUUAAGGACAUGUUUGUGAAACUGUCCCACGAUGUCGUGAUAAGCGCAGUGAGAUGGCUAGUCGAGUUCCACGUGGCAAGAGGAUUACUGGGAGUGCAGAUGAGCAGGAGGGGGAAGAUAUGUGCCAUGGCUAGGGUCAGGAAGAAACAAGAAGGCUUCGUACUUAUGACGUUUGGUCAGAUCGAAAGAGGGGUGAAGUACGAAUUGGAUCACACCUAUAUCCAGUCCGCAGGUGCUAUUCUGAGACAGCAAUUUGGGAUUCCAAUGGGGCGAAGUUCGAGCCCUGCACUAGCGUGCCUAGUUUGUGCUCGGGCGGAGAACGAAUUCCUAUGCAGUCUAGGCAGAGAUUGCGCUUUGGUGCACGGCUCGUAUCAGGGAACAGUCGGACAACUCUUGGCCGAUCUUCAGGCUCUUAUGGACAGAUUGAGGAUCUCUCUGAAUGCAGCAGAGCUUCGGCCAGUGCCAGCAUGGGUUGCUCCCAGUGUUCGGGAGUUGCCAGCAUUUGACAUUCCUACCCUGGAGCAGCUCCCUCCUCCACCCAUAGUUCCACAAGAGGAACUGCUGCCCAUUCCCCUGGAGGACAUUCCUGCGCACUUGGUGAUUCCUGAGUUCAAACCUCCUGAGUUUGAGCAGCACCCCACAUAUGAAGCACCACUGCCCGUUCAACCUCCUCCCCUGAAGCUGCCAGAGCCGCCACUGUACGAUGAAAAGAGUAUUAGCAAAGCUCCUCCGAGAGAUCUACCCUUUCCAACGUAUGUUGCCCCGGAUGACCUGCCUGAACCCAAUUGGAAAAACCCUGCUCUGGAGGAUUUUCCCAAUCCCCCUACCCUACAAGCUGAACCUACGUUCAAGGAGGAUACGGUUUUUUACCUCCCGGCCCCGCCUUAUGAAUCUCCUUCUCUUGAGCCGGAUCCCUGUGAACUCACCUACUUCGAUCGUCGGGCGCUGAAGAAGCAAGGGUACUUGAAUGUGCUUGAAACUGAGCUUGCAACAAAGGGAGAGCUCGAUGACCCAUCAGGUUCGCGUCCUCUCAGCCGCAAAUCCAGCCGCCGAAGUUCCUUGGACAGUGAUAGCAUCGUGACUUGUGGAGGCCGUUGUGGCAGGAAUGGUGCGUUUGACGCUUGCAAGGCAAAACCACCUGAACUCCUUGAGAUACCCUCCAAGCCAACCAGGGAGUUGAUAGAGGAGCCCAAGUUUGUCGACACAAUUGAUGACCCACUCCCUGAGUUCACAUUCCCUGUGUUGAUCGACAAUUUGCCAGAAUACCAACAACCGGAUUACCUGAAAAUUCCAGCUUUUCAGGAGCCUAUUGCACCAGUCCCGAUGGGCUUUCUCUCUGGACGGCGGCCAGUUUUUGUGGUGGACUGCAGCGGGACCACGACAGUAGAUUCCGAAAGAUUUCCUGGGCUUCUGGGAGGGAGAGUAAUUGGUUGUCCUAGAGUGCGUGGGUUUCUCCUCGUCCAUAUAGUCCAUAAAACAUACAGACGAAUGAGGUGGAAGGAUCUCUUUUCAAACACAGGCCAGCUUGCCAGGGGCUCCAGUCUUGUCAAGAGGGUUACCGUGGUUUCUGGGAAAGAAGAAGAAAAAGAAGAAGAGGAAGAAGAGGAAGAGAAGGAGGGAGAGGAAGGAAAGGAAGAAGAAGAAGAAGAGGGAGAGGAAGAAGAAGAAGAGGGGGAGGAAGAAGAAGAGGAAGAGGAAGAGGGAGAAGAGGAAGAGGAAGAGGAAGAAGAAGGGGAGGAGGAGGAGGAAGAAGAAGAAGAAGAAGAAGAAGAAGAAGAAGAAGAAGGAGGACGAGACCCUCCUCUCCACUCACCUUCUUGGUAGGUUUCGAAGCGUAAUAUCAAGAGUUUCCAAGUGGAACUUGUUACUCGUCGGAGCCUCAUCCCAAACAAUCAAGUCGGUACGGCGGAUAAGCUCCGCAAGAUCACUUUGUUUCGGAAUCAAGAAGGGACGCGUGUUAGCAGGUUUCAAAGCACCACAAUGCUUACACGGAUCUCGACCGCCAAUGCCGAACGGUUCAACAGUGCUAGGAUUCUCAAAAAUCGCAACGGUGUUCUCAACCGCCGCAUACGUUGUUGUCACGGGUGCAAAUGGGAAUUGAAUUUCGAUUUCUCACGGAUGGAUUGUGCGAUUGUCUCGCUCGCGAUGACAGACUUCGCGAGUGCCUCACCCGAAAAGAUCGACUCUGCGAUUGUCUCGCAGGAGAAGAUGCAUUCCUCGAUUGCGGAGAGGCGCUCGCUCGAAUCUCUCGAAGAAUAUUCACAGCGAACAAACUUCGCCUCACACCCCGCAUAAAAUCUUUAUGAACACACACAUCUUCUUUCCUUCUAUGAUUCUUAACCGCAGCUCUCAAUGCACGCAUCCGUUUAACAUGAAAGUUUGAUCGUUUUGUCUGGUCUUACCUUAAAUUAUACACGACGUAAAACAUGUUUCAUUCACAUUCAUUCUAUCAACUUGUUUCGUUCUUCCACCAGCCUCUAUAGUACUUCAACAACUAUUGCACUUCCAUCAUAGCCCGAUGACACACGGUGAGGCAUCGACGACAACGAUCCAAGUUCCAAACGACGCACGACUUUAUUCGCACGGAGCCGU